Messenger RNA from Cokeromyces recurvatus, 3894 nucleotides. RefSeq lists its product as uncharacterized. The transcript has 6 exons. The record is from RefSeq and is a predicted model, not a curated record. Gene Ontology annotation, biological process: protein phosphorylation. Gene Ontology annotation, molecular function: protein kinase activity; ATP binding. NCBI's taxonomy places the organism in Eukaryota, Fungi, Mucoromycota, Mucoromycetes, Mucorales, Mucoraceae. Bases 1 to 3894 code for a protein of 1297 amino acids.
AUGAAUACCAAUUUUGCUACUCCUAUAAUACCCCACAACCCUUAUCAAGAGGAAGAUGACUAUAGUGACGAUGAAGACCAAAGUAAUAGUGAUGACGACGACGAAACAGCUUUUAAUCAACUCUAUUCUCGCAACCAAUCCUUUGCAUCUUCUUCGGUGGCACCAGAAAUUAGUCAUGAACGACUUGAAUGGCAACAGAUGCUUCAGUCAGUUCUGUUAGGCGAAGUCAUCAAGUCCGAAAAAAAACGUUUAUCGAGCACAGACAAAUUUACAAAAGAAAAGCCUACACAAGAGAUUUGGUUAUCCAUUAGAGCCAUUUUGCGAGGUCGCAACGAAAUACAGGAACAAAAAUCUUUAGAUGACAGUCGUAAAGAAAUCGAUGGUGUCCUAAAGAUGGUUAUGGACUUUAAAAUUAAUAAAGACGAAAGUGGUUCAGCUUUACAAAAGGUAGCUGAAGUGCUAAAGAAUGUUGAUCGAAUCGAAUCACUCUAUACAACACGUGCUGAAAUGAUUUUAGCUCAUCCGCAGUAUGGUUCUCUUGAAUUUCAAACUCGUUUAGAUGCUCUUAAUUCAUGGUGUACCAUCACACGUAGUCUUAGCAUGCAAUACAAGAUCUUGAGAGACUGGACAGGUUCAGAGGAUUUGGAAAUUGCACGCAAAAAGCCCUCUGCAGAUGAUCUUACAGACGAGACAAAGAAUCACAAGGAAAAUAACGACAUCUCCUUUGUCGAACGGCUUUUAAAAGAGUCAGCACUUCAAGAUACCUUUGAUAAACGAACGCUGUCAGCUCUUAAUUCACUUCUUGUCAAGUCUAAGGAAACUAUGAUUCAUAAUUCAGCACAAUUUAAGGAGAUGAAUCUACCUUCUUUUAUUUCACAAUUACGUCAGUUAGCUUAUUUUCCUAUUUCGCUUGUAGAAGAAGCCUUAAAGCUUCGCUUGGAGUACAAAAGUCGAAUGCAAGAGCCACCAAAACAGAUGGUAGAUGCUAUGAUGGAAGAUUAUCGAGGGCUACUUUCUUUAGCUUGUCGAGUGAAACGUGAAUAUGAGGAAUUGACACAUUCAGCUCCUGGAUGGAAAUUAGACGAAGACGAACCUGUUGAUCAUAAUUAUGAUAAUGUCUUGAUGGAAUCAGUUCGAUUUUAUUUCAAGCUGAUUACCUGGAAAUUAAAUCUGGAAAAGGAGAACAAUUUAAGAGAAAAGGAAGUGAUGGAAAAGGAAUGGGCUUUCUUGCAAGAUACAGUCUGUCAGACAGUUGAUAAAGCAGAUUGGGAAUGUGCAGAACAAUUUUGUUCUUUGACAAAUCGUUUAUUAGCAGAUGUGAUGCAUGAUUAUAUAUCAAAAUUAAAAGUCCCGCCAGAAUCGGUGGAUGGAGGUAUUGAAAUAAAAUAUACAAAGUUAUUACACACUAUGCGUAUGAGAGCAAGAAAGCUACUUCAAUUUGCAAGAUUUUUUAUAAGUCAAUUCGAAAAUUCAGCAGAAUAUGUAGUAGAUACAGAGAAUAUGGAUAAAUUUAUUACAUGUCUAGUGGAAACGGGCCAUUUUUUAGUAUAUACUGGGGCAUUUGAAGAAGAUAGGAUUUAUGUAAUUGCAUCGCCAUCUUUAUACGGUCGAGAGGAUGUAAUUCGAACUUUGGUUCGAUCCUGUUUUGCACGUAAACAACAACCACCUUCUACACCCCUUUCACCAAAUGAUCUCAACAUACACGACUCAGAAUAUGAUGAUUAUAUUUUAAUCUUCUCUCCAUGGCAAAAUAUUAUGUGGACAGGAGAUGUUGUUGAAGUGCCUACUCCCUUUAUUCAUUUAGGAAUCAAAACUAGACGUGUAAGGUUGACAACGGGGGAUGCGCAACGAUUAGCUUCUGCUAAGGCUUCCUUCUGGAAUGCUGUACAACACUCGGGUAUUGAAAUUAUCCAAGAGCAUCGUGCUCAUAUUCCAAGAAUUAACAAAGAACUCUAUAAAAUCAAAAUGACUGUCUUUAAAUUGGCUGACUCUACCAUCUCAAGUGUGAGUACUAUUCGUGAUCAAACAAUGGGAUUAGGUUGUCAAGAACUGGUUGAAGAGUGUUUUAGUUUUGCAAGUGAUUUUGGUAUGCGAGCAUCCAAGUUCCUAGAAUUAGCUGUCCGACUUCAGUUAGAUCUUAAGCUUGUUCGAUUAGCAAUUGAUUGGAUUUGUUUCAUUACAGAUGACUGUAUCCCAUCAGAUCGAAAGACAUUCCGUUGGGCAGUAGCAGCCCUUGAAUUUGUUCAUCUCAUGACACGUGGCGUCAAUAUUCUUGCAUUAACAGAAAAUGAAUUUGCUACUCUUCAAAGCAAAGUUGCACGAUGUGUGGCGCUCCUGAUAUCUCACUUUGAUGUUCUUGGUACACGUUAUACGUACGAACUUCAACUCAAAGAAGAUCAACAACGUCGUCGUGGACUGACUGCUAAACGCAAUUCAUACUUGUCUACCAAAACAAGUACUGAAAAGGAUAAUAUUACAACAAGUUCUACAUUUGGAGCAGCCAACGAUGCAGCUAGUUCUGGCGGUGGUGGUGUUACUUAUACCCGUGAUAACUGGAUGCGUAAAAUAUCUGAAAUUGAAGCUAAACGUACAGAGAUUGAACAAGAACGUAAGAUAAUUGGUAAAAUCUUGGAUGACCAAAAACCUGAAGAUCAGUCUUUGGUCUUUUUGGCGCCUUCUUCAUCAAAUAUUUCAUUCAGCUGGCAGCAAGGUCGAUUCAUUGGAGCUGGUACUUUUGGUUCUGUCUAUUUAGCUAUUAAUUUGGAUACAUCAACGGUUAUGGCGGUCAAAGAGAUACGAUUCCCAGAUUCAAAUUCUUUAUCAGCUUUACACAAGUCAAUUAAAGAAGAAAUGAAGGUGAUGGAGAUGCUUCAUCAUCGAAAUAUUGUUCAAUAUUAUGGCAUGGAAGUGCAUCGCGAUCGUGUAUACAUAUUUAUGGAAUACUGUGAAAAUGGUAGUUUAGGUGCUCUUCUAGAUCAUGGUGGUCGUAUAGAAGAUGAACUUUAUAUUGUGGAUUAUGCAUACCAGUUACUAAGCGGACUUGCUUAUCUCCAUGAAAAUAACGUGGUUCAUCGUGAUAUUAAGCCAGAUAAUAUUUUGAUUGAUUAUCAGGGCCAAUUGAAAUUAACCGAUUUUGGUGCAUCAAAGAUUUUGGUACAAGGUCAAAAAACUAUGGGACGUACGACUAUGAAUCUGCAUGUUGGCAGUUUAGCGGGCACUCCUAUGUAUAUGGCGCCUGAAGUUAUUACGGGUAGUGAUACAGGACGUAAAGGGUCUAUGGAUAUUUGGUCUCUUGGAUGUUGUAUAGUUCAAAUGGCUACUGGACGUCGUCCCUGGAGUACAUUAGAAAAUGAAUGGUCAGUGAUGUAUCAUGUCGUUACUGGUCAUCCACCGCUUCCUGAUGCUUCACAACUGUCUAGUCAAGGUAUUGAUUUCUUAAAGAAAUGCUUUAUUCGUGACCCUAAUAAGCGACCUUCUGCCGAGGAAUUAUUAAAUCAUCCCUGGAUUACAAAUUACCUUGAAAGUUAUUAUUCAGAAGAAGCUCAGUUACCUCCAACUGAAGGACAAGAUGGCGUCGAAGAUGGUAUUGUGAGUGAUAAUCAAUGGAUUGACACAACAUCACCACAAGAACGAUCGAUUAUCGGAAACGAUAUGCCGCCUAUAAUGAGAUCAGUUGGUGGUAGCUCAGCACAUAACUCAUUAGAUCGUCCAUUAGUACGAAGUACGCCUAAUAGUUUAGCGAUUGAUGGUAUAGUGAGAAGUAUUCCAAAUGGUUUAGCAAUUGAAGGGAUGACGGCCAGUCUUGAAAAUGGUGCGCAGGCACAAGCUUAUUUCAAAAAUAUUGCGGCCCAGCAUGCGAAAGACGUUCAAUGGGAUACUAAUAGUAAUGCAUAA